This is a messenger RNA of Poecilia reticulata (guppy), 703 nucleotides long. The record is from RefSeq and is a predicted model, not a curated record. NCBI's taxonomy places the organism in Eukaryota, Metazoa, Chordata, Actinopteri, Cyprinodontiformes, Poeciliidae.
CAGACGCCUCUUUGUGUAGGAUGCUUCAAAACAUGAUAAAAGGCGAAUGACUUCAUAACAUCCAUCAGUGAAGUUCAGGAAGCCAUCAACACAAAGCUACAUUUUUUGUCUUCUAACUCCAGCAUGUUGUUGCUCUUCUUGUUGGGCCUGGCUCUGGUUGCCAUGUCUCCCUCGAACGGGAGUGAACUUGUGCUGGAGAGAAACAGUUGUCCAGAGUUCUGGUACAGCUUCAAYGGCCGCUGCUACAAGUACAUCGCCACAAAAAUGACCUGGGCUGAUGCGGAGAUCCACUGUCAGUCCGUGGACAGCAACCUGGUAUCCAUUCACAGUCUGGAGGAACACAACUUUGUCAAUACCAUGAUCAAGAGCUUUGAUCUUACUCAGGCCUUCACCUGGAUUGGACUCACUGAUCUCCACAAGGAAGGAUUCUGGAUGUGGUCAGAUGGGUCCAAAAUGGAUUUUCAAUAUUGGGACGAAGGACAGCCAGAUAAUGCAGGAGCAAAUGAAAACUGUGGACACACCAACAUGUACACACACCAUAAGUGGAAUGACUAUGUGUGCUCACUGACAUUUUCUUUCGUCUGUAAAAGGCACAUCACUUGUUGGUAGAGGCAGAGAAAAUCAUCUGAAUCUGCUGUCCAAUUUAACUUGUGUCUGCAGUCAAGAAAUAAAUCUGUAUAAUUAACAAAAAAAAGAAAACUGA